UCGCUGUGGGAGGGGGAUUGAAGCAGCUGCCUCGGAGCUCUCAGUUGACAGUAGACGGCACUGACGAUCCCCACACAGCACAGUUUAGACUACCUGACUUGCAACCUGACAGUAGGAAGACGAUGAAGACAUAAAGGAACUCCCCUCUGGUUUUUGGGGCUGUUUUCAAACUGCUCUUGACAGCACAUUUAUCUUAAAUUCGGGCAACAAAUAAAGUAAUAAUGCAUGUUAAUGAUUUAUAAACACCAGAUGGCGGUGAGUUGAAAUAGCACUUAAACACAUUUAAGUGUGUUGGGACGGAAUGAGGUGUUUUUCUUCGCCUCUUUCAUACCAAGUGCAGACUAGAAAACUUCGUUUCUACCGGUGGCGGACCUUCUAUUUUCGUCUUUAAUUUUGACAAACAUCAUCCGACCCCCUUCUCCUCCACCACCUCUUUCUCCUCCUCCAACCGUCUUCACUUGAUAAAACCACAGCCACCUCGGAGACAAGACUACAGCCUGCCUUCCAGCGGUCAAAGGGAAUCAAAAUAACAAUUUAGCAACCAGCAGCACAGGAUUGGACCCUCACAAGGAUGCUACUCCAGCACAGACACCACUAGACGGUCCAAACAGCCGCUGCCAAUAUGUUUAGGCGAGGUUAUGGUGGGGUGGAGUUACUGUUGGUGCUGUGUGGCCUGGAUCUCUCUCUGCCCUGCCCUCGCCACUGCAUCUGCUACACUUCACCCAGCACUGUCUCCUGCCAGGCCCACAACUUCCAUGCCGUGCCUGAGGGCAUCCCUGCCCAGAGCGAGCGCGUCUUUCUGCAGAACAACAAGAUUCAGCGGCUACUUCGAGGCCACUUCUCGCCCACCACAACCAUGUUGUGGCUUUACUCUAACAACAUCUCCUACAUACAACCCUCCACCUUCCACGGCUUUGACCGCCUGGAGGAGCUCGAUCUUGGGGACAACAGGCACCUGCAGGCUGUUGCGUCAGACACCUUCCUGGGCCUUGGUAGGCUACAUGCCCUGCACCUAUACCACUGUGGCCUGAUCACCCUGCCUCCAGGGAUCUUUGCAGGCCUCCAUAAUCUCCAGUAUCUCUACUUACAGGACAACCAGUUAGAGUUCCUGGAGGACGAUCUGUUCAUCGACCUCCUGAACCUCAGUCAUCUUUUCCUGCAUGGCAAUAAACUAUGGAGCCUUCGCCAAAACACUUUCCGUGGUCUGGGGGUCUUAGACCGCCUGCUUCUCCACCAGAACCGAAUCCAGUGGGUUGACCGCCAAGCUUUCCAUGACCUGCGGCGCCUCACCACCCUGUACCUGUUUAACAACUCUCUGACUGAGCUAUCCGGAUCCAGCUUGACUGUACUGCCUGCCCUGGAGUACCUACGACUUAACGACAACCCCUGGGAGUGUGACUGCAAGGCGCUGUCACUUUGGGAUUGGCUGCGGAGGUUCAGAGGCUCCACCUCCUCUCUGAUGUGUGUUUCACCACCAGAGCUGGCAGAGAAGGACCUGAAAAUGCUGAAGAAAGAGGAGCUGCCCAGUUGCCUGUCAGGAGAAGGUCAUGCACAUGGUGCCCCAGGUGGUGAGAUGGAGCAUGGAGAGUCUUUGAACCACCUGAAUCGUCACAGAAACCAUCACAACCACCAUCAGCGGCCAUACCUGCCCCACGGGGAUCAGUACAGCUUGCCUUCACCCUCGCCCCUGCCGCGGCCACCUAAGGGAGGCCGCAGAAACUGCACCCGCCGGGGCCGCAAGGCUAAAGGGGGAGUCAAUGAGGUGCAGGUACUACAGGAGGAGGGUGAAAAAGACUAUACUCCAGAUGGAGGUAAAUAUGACCUGUCUGGAACUGCAAGGAGUAAGAACAAGUGCAUCCCCAGGACAUCUGUCGGCCCACCAAGUGGGGUCCAGAGAGCCAAUAAUAAAGCAGGGUCACACAUUGCAGAUUAUAUUUUCUGUUUACCAUCAGCUCUGCUGCUGUCACUCAUCUCUGUCAUCCUACGCUGAGACAAGAAAUGGACACUUUGAUUCAUUCUCCUGAACAACCCUGCCCUGGUUCUUUAAAUUAGGCAUGUGUGCAUUAACUAUUGGUGUACAUGACUGUGUAUAAAGAACAUGAUCAAAUAUCUACUGUUAUAGUAUCACUGCAUUAUAAAGGCAGGAAUCUUAAUGAGUCAUAAUCAAAACAUGGAAGUCAGGGAAAGCAAUUUAGCCCAUUGCUUUGAUGAUGUCACCAAGGGAAACAUCAGGAAAACUGUCUUCUAUCUGUCUCUGUGGCAUCGAUUGCUUCGCUAAUUCAUGUUAAAAACUGUACAGCCACAUAAAAUAACAAGCCAAUGAUUAAUUCAAGUAAUAGCGAGAACAAUGCACAAUAAGGAUCAAAACAGCUCAGUCUCCAUGUUUAGCCCUCUUGACUCGCUCAGUGUACCCUCCAUCUGUCACUCAUGCUGAGAGUCAUUCAUAACUGUCACACUGCUCACUCAACAGCACCUCAAGAUCCAGAAACAAGUUACUGCAGGCACACGUGGCAUUAAAAUGAGUGAUCAUAGAGCCAUAACAGUAAUAACUACAAUCACUAUAUAUCUACUAAUAAAGUGGUUUUACUUAAAUUUCUCACAGGAAGGUGAACCCACUUUAAUGCACAUCUGUAUCCUUGGCUUUUAGUCUAAACUCUAAAAAACACCACUGAAGCUGUGACACGUCGAUAGAAUUGACAACUCUAACUAGUCCUGUUAAAAGAUGUCCCAUUGUCCCCUUGCAACCCAUCAACUUAAAAGCCAUUCAGAACUAACCUUUCAUUAUGAGAGCCAAUCAGUCAUAGUCAGUGUAAAUGAGUGAGUGAAUGAAUGUCUGUGUCACUGUGUAUGAGUGUGUGUCCAGAAAACACUAAAGCCAUGUGGGCAAAACGACACUAGAUAAGAGUGCCUAAUUAAAGCCAGUGGCCAACGAGGACAAACUAUCGAGGUAAGGGAUGGUUUCAUUCACUCUUCAAACUCACUGGCUACUGUACGAAACGUCAAAAUGUACGAAAGGUCAACACACGCAGGCCAAGGAAAAGCUGAGGCUAGAGUCUGGCUCACAAAACGUCUGGACUCCCAGAAACUUGUAUGUACUUUAAUACUGUGGAGAUUAAUGGCAAAAAGAUACCCUUCAAGCAGAGAUGAUUCAAUCUAAAUAGUCACAGGAGGGUUUCAAAUGCCAUACAAUCAUCAGGAGUACUGAUGACCACCACACCACCACAAAAGAUAUCCUGCAAUGGUCUAAUCAACUGCUUAAACUGGAAAACAAAAGCAGUUAGAAUAUGUGACGAUCACCACAGGCACUGACAAACUUCUACUGCAUUUCUGUCCUCGUCCUCUGUGGUGUAUUUAGUGUGCUCCAAAACAGAUGGACUUGACGAUCUGUAAGCCCUAAUUGGAGAGUUGUAUAUUAUUGCUGCUACAUCCGAGAAGACCGGCACUUUCUGAGUCUUCUUCAGGAAAUAACAAGGACAGAGAGGAUUAUGGGACAUGGUGCCCUGGAUGAACUGGAGCAGUUCAAGCACACACACCCCUAACGAAGCUCGAUCACCUUCACAGCCUUCCUGUCCCACUGCAAACUACUAACCCUUGUCAGUCCAGGGCUUUCAAAUCCAAGAGCAGAGCACCACAGGUGACACACCUGAACUAUUUCAAGUGCUCAACUACAAUAGGUAAAACCUGUACAGAUACACAUGAGCCAUCCGGAUACCUUAACUAGCAAGUAAUGCUAAAAGUCUAUUUCUUAUAGCAUUACAAAGUUAUAAAUUCUAUUUUAAGAUGGAGCUGCUCUUGUAUGCAAAGGAUGACCCAGCAAAAAGGUUAAAUUAUGACAAGCUGACAAAAAGCACAAGAAAUUAUUAGUAUGGUUUGCUGGCGACCUAAAAAAUGUUUGGUUUGGAUGGGAAUCAAAGAGCAGGGGCCACAUUUGUACACAGCUUGUGUGUGUUUCCUGCUGAGCCCCGCCUUUUCGUGUCCAUCUAUCUAAAUGUUGGGGACGAACAGAAGCCUGUCACUGGUGUCAUUUUCCUGAAAUGUAGGAUUAGAGACCCCUUCUGGUGAACAUGUUUGUGCUGCUGUGAACCCAGAGAUGAUGUAAAUUGUGUCUGUUUAUUCCUGUGAGGAUGACUUUUUGUAAAAUAAAAUAAAAAACGAAGAAAAAAAAAACUCUCGGUAGUUCCCUAAAAAAAUAAAACAGGGAACUAGGGGAUGGAACUUAAAUUUUUAUUUAAUACAAUUAUUAUCAUUUUUUCAGUUGUUUUUUUGUUUUGUUUUGCUGAUUCAUUCAAGAUAAACUGUACACUGCAUUCCCCUCCUGCUCCUCCUCUAUUCUUUUCUAUUCAUCCCUCUGUCUUUUUCUCCCUCCUUCUCCUCUCCUCCCCUCCCUCCCUGUCUGCUUUUUCUCUUCCUCCCUCUCCACCUUCUCUGCUUCAUUCUCCUCCACCGCCGUUGCGCCCUCUUUUCCCCCCUCUAUCUCCUUAUUCUUUUCCUCUCCUAACUUCCUUUGUGCAACCCACAAUGUUUUGUAUGUGGUUAUCAAACAAUGCCAGACUCAAAAGCUGUUUAUAAAUAACAUUAAACAGAAAGUGUCCUC
Molecule: messenger RNA, 4594 nt
Organism: Sander lucioperca (pikeperch)
Lineage: Eukaryota; Metazoa; Chordata; Actinopteri; Perciformes; Percidae
Gene: rtn4rl1a
Product: reticulon-4 receptor-like 1
Exons: 3
Coding region: 623-1990 (455 amino acids)
Molecular function (GO): protein binding
Source: RefSeq, a predicted model, not a curated record